This is a messenger RNA of Camellia sinensis, 792 nucleotides long. RefSeq lists its product as uncharacterized. NCBI's taxonomy places the organism in Eukaryota, Viridiplantae, Streptophyta, Magnoliopsida, Ericales, Theaceae. The record is from RefSeq and is a predicted model, not a curated record.
AUGGAGUCGAGCGACUCCCUCGAAGCAUACAACGCCAGGUAUUGGGAAACCUUCAACGAGAUCCUAGAUUGCCCAACCAACCUGACAAUCACCCAAUAUAAGCAUGGACUCCCGGUCAGACAUAGACUAAGGGACUCGCUCACAAUGAAUCAACCAAUUUCCAUGGGGCAAUUGAUGCAACGCAUCAAUGAGCACAUCCGAGUAGAGGAUGAUGAAGCGGCAUCCACCGUGAAGGCAAAUCCGGUGGCAACGGACACAAGGGUGGCUGGGAAAGUACACGCGUUCGGACAGGAGACAAACCGUCCAAGUGACCGCGCAAGAGAGUCAGACCGUGGUCUAGAUCGUAGAAACUGGGGUAAAGGUCGCCGCAAUGACCGAGCAAAAUAUCCCCACGAUGACGCAACAGAUGCGAACAGAAAGUUGAACGCUCGAACGGGCAUCACCACAGUUUUUAAGAUUCCAAUCUACCGCAUACUAAGUGAAAUUCGCGACGAGGUUUACGUCCAGUUUCCCUUUAAGUUAGGCGAUGCGCAAAAGGGCUUCAAUCCGUGGUACCGCUACACAUUUCAUAGGGAGCGGGGGCACCGGACGGAGGACUAUUUGCCCUUAAAGCAACACUUUAAGGAGUUAGUCGCAGCCGGUCACUUGGACUGUUACAUCGAUAGGGGAGUAAGGGCCGCACACCACACCCCAGCUGAGCUGUGUGGUUCGGAUGAUCUAAAGGCACCCCUCCAAGGCAUAGUCAAUGUGAUCUACGGUAUAGUGGAGCCGGCACGGGUAUACAAGCUCUGA